GCACCCUAUAUAAGUCGUAUAUAAAGAUGAGCUGGAUGCUGAUGUUCUAUUCUUCGGAGGACCGCCGUGAAAGUUUCGCUGGAUGCACUUGAAAUCCUAUUUCCUUCGAAUCUCGUGGAACAGUGUGCAGAUGCGUACAACUGGAAAAAGAAAUUCCUAAUUAUUAUCGAUGAAACGUACCGCCGUUCAACGAUAAAAUGUAAUUCGCCUUAAGCAGUCAUAGAGACAAGUGACAACACCGAGAGUGACGCCGAAGGAUCUUUGGUACCGCUUCGAUCAUUCGUGAUUCUUUUAUACCUACCACAAAAUGAGGUCAAGGUAUUUCAAACAUUUCGUUCACAAGAUGAUUAUUGUCUGCUGUUUCAUGGACCUCACCGUCGCCGGUGUUCUCCAGCACAGGUUCCCUUGCGCCCCGAUAGACUCGGUUUCCGUGGACGGUGCAGCGGUUCCAGUAGCCUGCGCCCUUCGGUCCGCCGGAAGCAAGACUCCGCAUCCGACUUACGUCAAAGUGUCCACUCCGAUUUCUUACAGGCUGCUGCCGAAGAGCUCGUCGUUGGUAUACAUCGCGCCGGCCAUCUUCAAGACGGCGUCCGCCGUCGUGGCGACGGACACGAGCAAUGAAAAAGAAACGGAGUUCACGGCUUACCCGAAGUACUCGUUUAAUUACGGCGUCCUGGAUGGAUACACCGGCGACUCCAAGUCGGCCUGGGAGGAAAGGGACGGCGACACGGUCAAGGGUGAAUAUUCGGUGGUCGAAGCGGACGGAUCGAUCAGAACGGUUACUUACACGGCGGACAACGAUAACGGGUUCAACGCCGUCGUCACGAGGAACGAGCCACCUAAAACCUUCAAACAGGAAACUAAUUUGAAAACCUUCUUGCCGGGCAUGAUUUUCUCUCGCCCUCGUUAAAAUUAUCCAAAUAUUCUACAGCACUGUUUCCCGUUGCCCUAUUUUUCACUUUGAUUCUCGUUCAAUCGGAGACGCAUCUCUAUUUUUCUGAAUAACUUUCUACAAUUAUCGGACGACCAUAAUUACCUGUUGUUGUAAACGAAACUCUUCCGUCGCUGAAAAUUGUCGGGACCUUUGCCACUUCUACUUUCUUCUCCCUAUCAUUUUAUCUUGCGAAAACCUUCAAACGCAACAAUCCGUUUAUUAUUCGUUGCGGAAAUUCCAGCAACGAGUUUCGCGUUAUAUCGACGAGUGUCUGUUAAAAAUAAA
Messenger RNA from Nomia melanderi (Alkali bee), 1219 nucleotides. RefSeq lists its product as uncharacterized. NCBI's taxonomy places the organism in Eukaryota, Metazoa, Arthropoda, Insecta, Hymenoptera, Halictidae. Gene Ontology annotation, cellular component: extracellular matrix. The record is from RefSeq and is a predicted model, not a curated record.